AUGGAUGGAGUAAAUCUUGGAAAAGGAAACUUCGCCCAUGUUGAACUGGCAACCCACAGUGUCACAGAAGUUAAGGUGGCCAUCAAAAUAAUAGACACAAGAAAGAUAAAGGAUGAGUAUGUGAGGACACACCUACACAGAGAGGCCAGACUGAUGACCGCUCUCAGACACCCCAACAUUAUCAGACUAUACGAAACCUUAAAAGCUCAAACACUCUAUUGCCUUGUAACUGAGUAUGCCCCUGGCGGCGAGCUGCUGGAAUACAUUAAAUGCCACCCGGAUAAGAGAUUAGGGGAGAGUUCUUCGAGACCAUUCGUCCGUCAGCUGGUUUCUGCUUUGGAUUAUCUGCAUGGCAGGAACAUUGUACAUAGAGAUCUGAAAAUGGAGAACAUCAUGCUUGACGAAAAGAAGAAGAACAUAAAGUUGAUAGAUUUCGGGUUGAGCAACACUUACAAAUCAGAUGACCCAUUAAAAACUCAUUGUGGAUCACCUGAAUAUGCCGCACCUGAACUCUUCCUCCCAAACAAAACGUACGGACCAGAAAUAGAUCUCUGGAGUCUAGGUAUCAUCAUGUACGCCAUGAUCCUCGGCCGACUUCCAUUCUCAACGCAAUUUCGAGAUGAGUACCAUCGCCAGCGAAUGCUUCAACAAAUUCAAAAAGGUCGCAAAUAUUUUUGUGUGGUUUUUUUAAACACCGUUAUCAUUUGUUAUAUUUAA
Molecule: messenger RNA, 717 nt
Organism: Helobdella robusta
Lineage: Eukaryota; Metazoa; Annelida; Clitellata; Rhynchobdellida; Glossiphoniidae
Exons: 6
Coding region: 1-717 (238 amino acids)
Biological process (GO): intracellular signal transduction; protein phosphorylation; microtubule cytoskeleton organization
Cellular component (GO): cytoplasm
Molecular function (GO): tau-protein kinase activity; protein serine/threonine kinase activity; ATP binding
Source: RefSeq, a predicted model, not a curated record